UAUAACAAGGCCAACAUACUCAUUCAGUGGAAAAUAUUUACCCAUCCACUCUCCUUUCUCAGCCAUUCCACUAUUUCUUCCGAAGUCAAUUAACUAACCUCUGCCAUGUCCUAAAUCUAGUAAAUGAAACUGUGAUGAGGCCGCACAAAUAUUUCUGCUAUGUCCCAUCUUGGUGUAAGUGAUUUCAUCUCUUAUUGGGAAGAUGCUUUGCAAUUUUGUUCUCAGUGUGUCCACAGGCAAACUUUAAGACAAUCACACAAACACACACUCAUGUUACUGCACACAAUGGACCAGGGAGCACCUCUGAAGGAAAUCUCAAUAGACAUGGAGAUAAAUGAGGAGGAGGAGGAGGUGUCUUCACUCUUGGAUCAGCGUGAAAUUAAUCCAAAUGAUGCUCCUGGUGUUACAGAAGCGCAUACAAAGGGACAGGAUUCAUCGGCUCCUCACAGUAACACAAAGGCUCUCAUAAAGGACAGGGACCCAAAGGGAAUCAACAAGUGUCUUAAGGUGACCUUUGAGGAUGUGCUAGCGGAGCCUGCUUCAGUGAGAAGCUUUGAUAAGGUGUGGCUGUGGAGUCAUGCUCUGUUUGAAGUGUCCCGACUCUGGUUUUACCGCAUCGUUUCUCUGCUGCUCGCGGUGCCCGUGGCUCUGGCUGCAGGCCUUCUCUUUGCCGUCCUCAGCUGUCUACAUAUCUGGCUGAUAGUUCCAAGUGUGCAGCUCUUGGUCAUAAACCUGCACUGGAUAAAGGUGGUCUGGUAUAAUGUGCUGAAGAUUGCAAUCUCCCCCUUCUUCAGAAGUUUUGGAAAGUGCUGUGGAUUCAUCAGAAUCAGUCUGAAAAAAUGUUAAUCGCAUUUCAGAACUAAGGAAUCAGCUUUGAAAGGCAAGGGAAUUCUGAAAAUGAAAUAAAGUGCAUAUACAUGUAAAUGUCUCUUCAGUUGCAUUUGAUUUUAGAUAUGCAGUUGCAGCUUUUUUGUAACCUGCCUGUUUAAAUUGAGGUGUUUUUCUCGUUUCGUUAUUUUUCAUCAUACCGAUGUGCGGUCUGGAGUACCCAAUCUUUAUAAAUAAAGGUGUACUGUUCACUUGUA
Carassius carassius (crucian carp) is the source of this 1085-nucleotide messenger RNA. Its product is annotated as caveolin-2-like. Bases 160 to 846 code for a protein of 228 amino acids. Gene Ontology annotation, molecular function: molecular adaptor activity. The transcript has 3 exons. Gene Ontology annotation, biological process: caveola assembly. The record is from RefSeq and is a predicted model, not a curated record. NCBI's taxonomy places the organism in Eukaryota, Metazoa, Chordata, Actinopteri, Cypriniformes, Cyprinidae. Gene Ontology annotation, cellular component: caveola.